This is a messenger RNA of Lindgomyces ingoldianus, 2758 nucleotides long. RefSeq names its product copper amine oxidase-like protein. Gene Ontology annotation, biological process: amine metabolic process. Bases 394 to 2415 code for a protein of 673 amino acids. The record is from RefSeq and is a predicted model, not a curated record. Gene Ontology annotation, molecular function: primary methylamine oxidase activity; copper ion binding; quinone binding. NCBI's taxonomy places the organism in Eukaryota, Fungi, Ascomycota, Dothideomycetes, Pleosporales, Lindgomycetaceae. The transcript has 5 exons.
GUUCAACGUCAACUUCGUUCCGGAAACUCUCAGGUGGGUUUGAUCGGACGUAGAAGGUCCAUCCGAUGAUCCUUCUCCAAGCUUGUACGUGGCUACCCUUCAAGUAUCUAGCGCUGUGUUUGUAUGUCCAGGCUUGCAGUCCGAGUGGUCCCGUUAUUGAAAGACCCCACCUUCUCACCUCAUCGGAUAACUACGAAUCCGUCCCUGUUAUAAGUUUAUUGAAAGCCCAGAGCUUCUCAUCUUCAGCCCCUUCAACACCUACUCAUUAUUCAAAGACCCUGUGUUAGGUGAGAUUGUUCCCUUGCAACGAGGCUAACCCACCGAGGCUAUUGUCGCAGAGGUGAAUUUGCAAUACAGCACAGACGGGCAUCUACCCUUCCAUGUUCAUUCUUCAUGGCCCCUCACCCUUUUCGUAUAUUGAGCGUUGAGGAGACUCAGGUUGCACGAGAUGUCGUUCUCUCCCUACAUCCCGAUGUUGUCGUCGACUUUCGUGAGAUCUACCUCCAGGAGCCAGCCAAGCAAGGGAUGAAAGAGUACUUAGACCUCGAACAUUCCGCAAAGCUAUCUCCUACUUCCAAGCGACCACCACGCCUAGCAAAGUGUCAGUACGACAUUGUCGGCUCGGACAGGAUCCCAGAGUACCAUGAAUCUAUUGUCGAUGUAGGUAUUAGGAAGAGGGUGAGGCAUGAAGUCAUUGGCAAAGAAAACCACGCAUCUUUGACGCUGUGGGAGUUUCAAAUAUUGCUAGAGGCCUGUAAGAAAUCAGAUAUGUGGCAACACGCUGUUGCGGAAUUGAAACUCCCGGAUGGCUUUGAGCUAGUCGUCGAGCCGUGGCCAUACGGUGGGCUUGACAUCGGCGCUGAAAACCGAAGAUACUUCCAAGGAUUGUGUUUUGCACAAGAUACCCGAAAUGGAAACGCGGAUUCGAACUUCUAUGCGUAUCCGAUUCCGCUCAUUCCUAUCUUGGACGCCCACAAGAAAGAAAUCAUCCGGGUCGAUAGGCUUGCAACCGGGGGCAAAGGGGAUCCCCUCAGCGGCAAGACCCACUCUGAACGUGUUGUAGACCAUUGCCAGGCUGGAGAGUAUGUCCCAGAGUUGGUGAAAGGCGGUAUACGAAAAGAUCUAAAGCCAAUCAAUAUCACACAGCCUGAAGGACCUUCUUUCAAAAUUACGGAUGAAAGUUUGGUGGAAUGGCAAAAGUGGAGAUUCCGCGUGUCUUUCAAUCCUCGCGAGGGAGCGGUCAUCCACGACGUCCACUACGAUGGGAGGAGCGUUUUGUAUCGUCUCAGCUUGAGCGAAAUGACAGUGCCCUACUGCGAUCCGCGUCCGCCAUUCCACCGAAAACAGGCCUUUGAUUUUGGUGAUGGAGGUGCGGGAAAUUGUGCCAACAAUCUUUCCCUCGGCUGCGACUGUCUUGGUCUGAUAAAGUAUUUUGACGGCGUUGUGGUCGACUCCACUGGCGAACCACGAGUUCACCCGAACGUUAUCUGUUUGCAUGAGCAAGAUAACGGGAUUGGAUGGAAGCAUACGAACUGGAGAACAGGCCGUGCGGUUGUCACCAGAUACCGAGAGCUCGUAGUCCAAUUCAUCAUAACUCUAGCAAACUACGAAUAUGUUUUUGCUUUCAAAUUUGACCAAGCAGGCGGCAUCACGAUCGAAGCUCGCGCUACAGGUAUUGUGAGUGUUGUGAACAUUGAUCCUGGUAAGACUUCUGAUUAUGGCAAUGUUGUUUCUGGAGGAGUACUUGCGCAGAACCAUCAGCACAUAUUCUGUGCACGCAUUGAUCCUGCAAUCGACGGACACUCGAACACUGUGCUUCAUGAAGAAUCACAUACAGCCCCUUGGGAUAAGGAAAAAAAUCCAAACGGGAACCUCUACGAGGUCCGGAAGACGAUCGUGAACCGCUCCGCCGGACUGGAUGCAGCGCCCCAUCACAACCGCGUUUUUAAAGUCAUCAACCCUAACAAGAGGAAUCCAAUCAGUGGAAGCCCGGUCGCUUAUAAAUUCACACCUCCUCCGACUCAGAAGCUUCUUGCAACUCCUGGCUCUAUUCAAGCGAACCGAGCACUCUUCGGCCAACACCAUGUCUGGGUGACCAAGUACCAGGAUAAUGAGCUAUAUGCCGCCGGCCGCUUCACUCUUCAGUCCCAGCUAGAAAGAGGAGGUGUUGCGGAUAUGGUGAAGCGAAACGAUGAAGUAGUGAAUGAAGAUGUGGUAAUUUGGAGUGUCUUCGGUCUCACCCACAACCCGAGAGUCGAAGACUGGCCUGUCAUGCCUGUUGAUAUCUUCCAAGUCAACCUUAGACCCUCUGACUUCUUUACGGCGAAUCCGGCCAUCGACGUGCCUAGCACGAAGAACACUGCCUCAGUCUUGGUAGAUGAUAAGAAGGAUUGUUGUACGGCAGGAAAGCUUUGAGUGCGUCGUCCUACCGAAGAGACAAUUACAGAUUCCCUUUUUGAGAACCUAGGUGAGAGGCAUCCGGGCGGAGCAUGGGAAACCCUUUACGGAACAUUGGACGAUCUUAGUGUGCAAUAUCUAUGGGAAUGUCUAUACUAACAAUUUGGCCUGCCUCAGUAUGCUUGAAGCAUCACUCUAAGCCAAUAUGUUGGAUUAACGCAGGUUGGGAAAGGUGGCAUGUGAUGAAGCCAAAGCACUCAGGCUACCUGUUCUCGUUCUUUCUCCUCACUUUUUGUGUAUUGCUGGCGACACGCAGCCUCCUGCAUCUUCAUAGUAGAAAGUGCCGAACAAUCGAAAGGCG